UUGUGCUGUGCCUAUGGGCACAGUACAUUUGUUUUUGUUGAGUUAGGUAUGAUCGGAAUUUAGUGUUACGAAUGCCAUUGGUGGUCCUCGUCAUGAUUGACAUUGGUGAAACACGAGGUGAAAAUGCAUGUUGAGAUCUGUAAGAUCGGGACACGGAGGAGGUGAAAGAGGUUGAACAUAUGUGGUUUUCGUGCUUAGUGGCGACUGUCACUAUGGCCAUGGUCAGCGGUCGAGGAGGAGUAAGAUGGCGUCUCGAAAGCUCCCAUCAAUUAGGAUUAAAGUACCUCUCUUGACUAUUAACAGCGGGGAUCUGUAAAUAUCGACCAUAGGUGUGCAAAAUGAAAAAGUCGAAAAUUCUCAAACUUUGCCAGAAGUGAGCUUGACUUGGACAAUCGAACGGAUGAUAUAGCAGUCGCUAUUCAGAAACAGCUUUUCUUAAAGAACGUACCUCCUUAAAAACUGUUAGACAUUGGUGAAGUCCUUGAUAAAACCAUCUUCCAGGGACCAUUUUUAAAGUCCUCCUCAUUUUUACAGGAUUUGGAAAAAUGAAGUUAUCGUCACACGUAAUAAUCACGCUGUUAUCAUGCGUCACCCACGUGAUCGGUGAGUUCCAAUGUCAAGGCACCUGCUAUUCGGGAUCUUUCCCAAAGAACAACCAAGUCAUCAAGGGAAAACAUCUCAGAGGAUACUCCUACAAGAACAUUACCACUAAUGUUCCACGCACGUGCUUCUCGUCCUGUAUCAAUGAYUGUCGKUGUAAGKCGUUCCAGAUGAAAGAUGUCAGGUGUGAGUUGCUGGAUGAGGACAAGACUUCCAAGGCAGCAGACUUUGUAGAUGAGACAGGAUACGUGUACUAUGACGUACAGCAGACAUUUUUUAAAGAGAAAUCCCACAUGGUUCACCCUGCGGGUGUGUGCUAUAAUGGUUGCUGUAGAAGUCAGCCUUGUAUGAACGGAGGAACCUGUGUAGAACACUGUGAGAAGCCAAAAGUCAAGUUCAGCUGCAAGUGCCAAAAAAAUUAUUUUGGAAAAAUCUGUGAAAAUAAAAAUGGCUAUUCCUGCAUUGAUGUUCUUAGGACAUCUCUCUUCCACGGUAUCCUGCCAGCCAAUGGGAUAUAUAACAUCAUUCAUAAAGAUACCGAAGACAUCCUUCCAAUAUAUUGCACCUUUGUUGGUUUCCAUCAAGCAUGGACCCUCAUCGAAUCUUUUGCUUUUGGCAAUAAAGAUAUUUUCGAGAAAAAAGUCUUCUUUCAAAACUAUCCAGUAAACGAAUUUAAACCAAACUGGAACAAGUAUCGCCUGUCGCUAAGCAACAUGCAGUACAUUCGAGCCAAUGCCAUACUAUACAGAGCGACUUGUCAGUUCCCUCUAAGGAAUAUUUCUCUCACACCCGACUUCCUUCUUGGUAACCUUAAUGACUACGAUCCUUUUGAUGCCGUGGACACGAUAGGAGUGUGUAUCAAAGUGGCUUAUGUCAAUAUCAAAGGAGAGGAGUGCAAUAACUGCACGGUUCCCGCUUUUCAGAAGAAAUACAAUCAUCACCUUCAUCUGGAUUUCCGUGUCCCAGAAUGCGAGUUUGCACCAGGGAAACAGAAGCGAUUUGAGGAUAAUUUUGGUUAUUAUGUAGUAACAAGCCCAGGUUCGUUAUGUACUGCCACAAUGAAUUCGACCACACAGUGGUGGUUAGGAGAACAGCUAUAGGGUGACCACACAGCACAUCUAGUGACCUUGGGAUAUAGGAACUUGUUACUAUGGUAACACUAACCCAGUAUCCAAAUACACUGCAACACAACAGUCUACCACACAGUGGUGGUUAGGAGAACAGCAAUAGGGUGACCACACAGCACAUCAACUGACCUUGGGAUAUUUGAAAUUGUUACUAUGGUAGAACUAUUCAAGUAUGCAAAUGCACUGCGGCACAAUAUGUACAGUGUACCACACAGUUGUAGUUAAGAGAACAGCUAUAGGGUGACCACACAGCACAUUAUAUGCUUCCCAAUCUAAAAAAAAAAAUCUUAGUUAAAUAAUGUCAGCGUACCGGAAAUAAUGCCGCGAAAUAUCCAGCUUACAUUUAAAAAAACUUCUAUAUUGUUGUGACGUUUUGAUGAUCCAUCAAAUUUACAUUUCCCAUAAUGCAUUUCGAGUUUCCAUGCAUCCAGCAAUAAAACCUUCACCAGCCUUUAUUGAAAUGGCUGUGUUUAGGAACUCGUGCACAUCAUCCCCUGUCUUGGCCUUCUGACCAGCAAAUAUAACCUCUAGGUAUCCCAAGAGGAAACAUUGCGCACAUGACAGCAAUACUGCAUGGGAGGAAGUGUUCAUAUACUAUUUGUUACAGUGUUAUGCAUGAAAUGCUUUUUCAUAACAAAUUUUUCAGUAGACAUAAAUUAUCUAUCUGAAGAAAUGUCAGUCGAUGAGCCAGACAACUGAAAGUACAGGGAGCCCAAUUAGAUACAAGUGAAAGGCGGGGGAAAAAGUCGGGGAUACAAUUGACUUCACUCAUUUUUAGUUUAUUGGCGGUUAAUAUCUAGAUCUUUGUCCUUCGUAACGCAAAUUCAUCUUUCAAUUUGAUCUGUGCUGAAGUAUAAUUAUCUAAAGUAAACGCAUCGAGAAUGGCAAUUCUUGGAGAACAGUGAUCACCGUGUGAGGUAGCCCACCUUGAAACUCAAUAAAGAGAGUUAUUAUUGGUAGUCGAGCUUAACUUUAUUUUUAUUGAUAAUUUUUUAUAUUAUUGUCAAGUUUAGUUGGCAAAUUCAAAUUA
Messenger RNA from Actinia tenebrosa (Australian red waratah sea anemone), 2757 nucleotides. RefSeq lists its product as uncharacterized. The record is from RefSeq and is a predicted model, not a curated record. Lineage: Eukaryota; Metazoa; Cnidaria; Anthozoa; Actiniaria; Actiniidae.